GAAUAUCCGAUGGCGUUCUCCUCUCCUUGUGCUUGCUUGUGUGGGUGUACUUGAGCUGCACCCCUAAAUUUGCGCAUCAAUCACAGUUGUCGUCCGUCAAGCCGGCAUCGUCAUGGUAAGACAUGAAGAGGGGUAGAAACGUUAGCUAUGAUUCAAUUGCUUUUGUUUUGCUGCCCCUGUGUUCAUGGACCUCUAGGAAGCCAAUGGUCGCCAAUUUAUUAUGCAAUGUUAUCACCUACGAGGUGGAAAUAUAGCUGAUGCUACACGAAGCCUCUGCUUUUGUUAAUCCGGGCAUCCGGAGCCAAGGGGUAUAAGAGAUUGAGAGUAGAAAAGGCUGCGUGUUCCCUCAUAUUUGUGACAUUCUUGAUCAACUUCAUAAAUUGAAAUUAGCAUUCAACAUCGACAGAAUUGGUAUAAGACAGUGAAAAUGACGAUCCCAGACGAGUUCGAUAUCAUCGUCUGCGGUGGUGGAAGCACCGGCUGUGUGAUUGCCGGCAGACUUGCAAACCUCGACCACAAUCUACAAGUUCUCCUUAUUGAAGCUGGAGAGAGUAAUCUCAAUAAUCCAUGGGUAUUUCGACCUGGAAUCUACCCCAGGAACAUGAAGCUGGAUAGUAAGACAGCAUCGUUCUACUACUCUCGACCUUCAGAAUGGCUCGCCGGUCGCAAAGCUGUUGUUCCAUGUGCACAUAUCCUCGGCGGAGGGUCUUCUAUAAACUUCAUGAUGUAUACGCGAGCUUCUGCUUCCGAUUAUGACGACUUUCAAGCCAAAGGAUGGACUACAAAAGAACUCAUUCCUUUGAUGAGAAAGCAUGAAACAUACCAGCGGGCAUGCAAUAACAGGGACCUUCACGGUUUUGAUGGGCCAAUAAAAGUAUCGUUUGGAAACCACACCUAUCCAAUUACUCACGACUUCCUGCGUGCUGCCGAGUCUCAAGGUAUCCCAACAACUGAUGACUUACAAGACCUGGUUACUGCACAUGGUGCCGAACAUUGGUUGAAGUGGAUCAAUCGAGAUACAGGUCGACGUAGCGAUGCCGCUCAUGCCUACAUUCAUUCCACUAGGGCCGUACAUUCAAACCUUCACCUUAUGUGUAACACAAAAGUAGAUAAGAUUAUUAUCGAGAAUGGUCGAGCUGUCGGUGUUAAAACUGUGCCAACAAAGCCUCUUCACCCAAAUCAACGUUCACGUACUUUCCGUGCACGAAAGCAGAUCGUCGUUUCAGGUGGCACGCUCUCAUCGCCCUUGAUUUUGCAAAGAAGUGGUGUUGGAGACCCAAAGAAAUUGGAAAAGGUUGGUGUCAAGCCUAUUGUUGAUCUACCUGGUGUUGGUCAGAACUUCCAAGAUCAUUAUUUGACAUUCUCUGUCUACCGUGCUAAGCCCGGAACUGAAAGUUUUGAUGAUUUUGUCAGAGGUGUCCCCGAAGUUCAGAAGGCAGUAUUCGACGAAUGGAAUCUCAAGGGUACUGGCCCACUUUCGACGAAUGGUAUUGAUGCCGGUGUCAAAGUUCGUCCAACUGAAGAGGAGUUGAAAGAGAUGGACAGCUGGCCAACGCCCCAUUUCAGAUCUGGUUGGGAAAGUUACUUCAAGAACAAACCUGACAAGCCAGUUAUGCACUACUCGGUAAUUUCUGGCUGGUUCGGUGACCACAUGUUGAUGCCACCUGGAAACUUCUUUACAAUGUUCCACUUCCUCGAAUAUCCAUUCUCUCGCGGCGAAACUCAUAUUGUAUCUCCGGAUCCAUAUGAAGCACCAGAUUUUGAUGCUGGCUUCAUGAACGAUGAGAGAGACAUGGCACCAAUGGUUUGGGGAUACAUCAAAUCUCGUGAAACUGCCCGUCGUAUGGACGCCUAUGCAGGAGAAGUACAGAAUAUGCAUCCAUUCUACGCAUUUGACUCCCCAGCUAGAGCCAAAGAUAUGGACUUGUUGACGACCAAGGCAUAUGCUCUGCCAGGAAACAUUACUGCAGGUAUUCAACAUGGUUCUUGGUCAAUGCCUGUGGAGCCAGGAAAGCCUCCACAAAUUUCAUACCUCAACAGUAACCAGCGAGAUCUACAAGAAGAUCUCAAGUACAGCACUAAAGAUAUCGAGCAUAUCGAAGAAUGGGUAAAGAGACAUGUAGAGACAACUUGGCAUUCUCUUGGUACAUGUUCCAUGGCACCCCGCGAAGGAAACUCCAUUGUCAAACAUGGUGUUCUUGACGAACGUCUUAAUGUCCAUGGCGUCAAGGGUCUGAAGGUCGCUGAUUUAUCUAUCUGCCCCGAUAAUGUUGGAUGCAAUACCUUCUCAACUGCUCUUCUCAUCGGAGAGAAAUGCUCUAUGCUAGUUGCUGAAGAUCUUGGUUAUAGUGGCAAGGCACUUGAUAUGAAAGUACCCAACUAUCAUGCUCCGGGUGAGCUGAGUGGUAUUGCUACUUCUCGUCUUUAAUUUCGUUUUUCGAUGGUAAUGUGGAUAUGAGGGAUCGAUCACAAAUUUCAACUGUUAUCUUAAUAUUGCCACUCAUUCAAGGGUUAAUAGCGGUUUUGGUUGUUUUUUGUCAAUAUAUGUUAGUGUAGUUACGAAUUAAUGAAUAUUCUCAUUUUUAGUGAAACAAUAAGUCUCUGAGUUUUUUGUCA
This is a messenger RNA of Botrytis cinerea B05.10, 2616 nucleotides long. RefSeq lists its product as hypothetical. The record is from RefSeq and is a predicted model, not a curated record. The transcript is spliced from 13 exons. Lineage: Eukaryota; Fungi; Ascomycota; Leotiomycetes; Helotiales; Sclerotiniaceae. Gene Ontology annotation, molecular function: flavin adenine dinucleotide binding; oxidoreductase activity, acting on CH-OH group of donors. Bases 428 to 2428 code for a protein of 666 amino acids.